Jaculus jaculus (lesser Egyptian jerboa) is the source of this 600-nucleotide messenger RNA. RefSeq names its product protein S100-A9. Gene Ontology annotation, molecular function: calcium ion binding. Lineage: Eukaryota; Metazoa; Chordata; Mammalia; Rodentia; Dipodidae. The annotation marks the transcript as partial. Gene Ontology annotation, biological process: autocrine signaling; endothelial cell migration; neutrophil aggregation. The record is from RefSeq and is a predicted model, not a curated record. The transcript is spliced from 3 exons. Gene Ontology annotation, cellular component: nucleus; extracellular exosome; cytoplasm.
GCAGGGUUACCACACUGCUCACCUGUGAAGCAAUCUGCCCAGGGAGGGUCCUGCGUCCAGCCAGGAGCCCCUAUAAAAACUGGCCCUGCACUGCCUCGCAGAACAGUUAGUGGCUCCUCGGCUUUGUGCAAGAUGGCGACUCAGCUGGAACGUUCCCUGGACACCAUCAUCCACACCUUCCAUGAGCACUCUGUGAAGGAGGGGAACAGAGACACGCUGAGCCAGAAGGAAUUCAAAGACCUGGUGAAGAAAGAUCUGCAAAACUUCCUCAAGAAGGAGAAGAGGAAUGAACAAAUCAUAAACGACAUCAUGGAGGACCUUGAUACAAACCAGGACAAGAUGCUGAGCUUUGAGGAGUUCAUCAUCCUCAUAGCCAAACUGGUCCACGCUUCCCAUGAAGAGAUGCAUAAGAAUGCCCCCCCAGGGCCCGGCCACCACCACGGGCCAGGCCUCGGAGAGGGUGGCCGUGGCCAGCGUACCAACCCCUAAUCGAGAAGUCAGGCUAUCCUGCACCUGCUGAGCUAAGGCUGCAGGAAAUGUUGUGUCACAUGGCUUCAUUGUGGGGCUGGGACAGGCAGUAAAUAAAGUUUCUCCACGCCA